Trypanosoma theileri is the source of this 486-nucleotide messenger RNA. RefSeq lists its product as uncharacterized. Bases 1 to 486 code for a protein of 161 amino acids. The record is from RefSeq and is a predicted model, not a curated record. Lineage: Eukaryota; Euglenozoa; Kinetoplastea; Trypanosomatida; Trypanosomatidae. The transcript has a single exon.
AUGGAUUUGUGGCAGGAGGUCUCACCUGGAUCUGGAGUUUGGUAUAUAUCACGUGAAAUAUAUCUUUCGGUUUGUAUUUGUGUUGCUAACCGUACUUCCAACUCUGUGGUAGUUGAGUUGCGUUGGAAUGGGCAUCCCACCCUCAGCAAUGCGGUUAUCUUAGCACCCAUAUCUAACAAAUAUACAACAAACAAAAAGAAUGAUAAUGAUAAAAGUAUGAAACAUAGUAGUAGUGAUACGGAGAUUACUGUGACUCGUGUUAUUCAUCCAGAUAAUACUGUUGUAUUGUUAACUGUUUCACCUGCAGAUGAUUCAAUGCCCAUGACGUUGGAUUUUCAGCUUAAUUUACUGGAUGCGGUGCCUCCACCAUCAGAGGAUAAGAGGAAUGUAAUUCUGUUUGAUAAUGCGGUGGCACAAAGCCGUGUAGUGGAGGAGUGGCUGCAACAGCAACAGCAACAGCGAUGCUCUUCGCACUACAAGUCCUGA